CAAUCUGUCAAUUUUUUUCGGGUAAAAAGAUGGAAAAGGAUGAUAACCCAGAUACAUUCUGCACAAAAUUUACACAACCUACCUUCACCCAAGAAAUUAAAGUUUGAAUGAAUCGACCGGAAGCAAAUGCAUCUGUUUCAAGGCACAGUAGUGAUUCUUGGUUCGUUCCGUGUCCGAAUAAUAGGAGCCAUGGAGAGCCCAAUGUGCAUCCGUGAUCCAUUAGGACAUGGCUCGGUUGUUUCCGAAAUUUCAUUCAGUUAAUCAUUCAUUUUACUGUGGAUGGCGAGGCUGACGAAGGAUUCCAUAUUAUAAUAACAUCGUUCAUAUUCCAACAAACCGGGUUCGAUAGACAGUCAAUGUUCGAUGGAAAUAUAAAAAUGGCGCCCGAAUGUGCCUAACCAUGAAUCCCUUAGUUUUCGCACUCACCAUGUCAGUUUCAGCAAGAGAUCAAUUUACACAUGCUCCGUUGACCCUACAAUCGAGACCCAUGGCUAUUUCAUCCAUCAUGUCCCCCAGUGCCUCAGCAUCGACCGGGUCCGCUAUCCGAGACCGUUACAUCCCAUCACCAGGAUCGGUGUCCUCGGCAUUUUCGGCUACCUCGGUCACACAAACCUCCACUUCUCCUCAAUACUCUCCUUACGAAUCCUCUUCUACCGAUUCCUCCGGUCCCAACUCUCCCGACCGUCAACUAUCGACGUCCUUACGGCACAGCAGUAAGACGGCCCAGAACUACGGUCGCCGUCCAUCGUACGACGUGGUGUCGUCCGAUCACUCGUCGAAUUCGCCACCUUCUCAAUCUCUUUUAUCGCUACAAGAACGACGACAACGAAAUAAAACGGCUUCGGCAAAGUACCGUGCCAAGAAGAAUCAGCAGCAUGGUGAAAUGCGCUCCAUGAUCGCCACUCUCACGAAAGAAAACGAAUUAUUGGUACGUCAGCUGGAUCAUGCUCGAUUGGAAAACAGUCGUCUCAAGGCGGUGACGGACAAACUCCGAGGCAAGAUGAUGGCAGAAAAAAUGCUGAAACGUCUACUGAGCAAGGAAUCAGGUAAACUAUCCACCACUGCACCUGUUGGUUCCGACGACCCUCCUGUAAAAUCAUGUUUUGUCCAUUAUCAUGCACAAAAAGCGGUCGAAACCCUGAGAGGAAUGUCUGAUGAGGAAGAAGACGAUGAAGAUGAAGACGAAAAGGCCCACAAAGAUGAGCUGAAUUCCGAGCAAGACGAAGAUAUGGAAUAAUCUAUUUCGAUGCGCAAGGUCGCAUGCCCACCGCUUGCUUUGGCUUCUUGUUUGUUCUUUUUUAAACUUUCCAAGUUGUAAUAUAUGCUCUAGUCUUUCUUUUCUUUAUAUUGUAGUUUCUUUUUCCUGGUCGAACCGAGGUAGUGAAGAAAACAAGAAGAAACACGGAAGUAGUCCCCCCCCCCCACAGCUUCUCCUUGAUCGCCGGUUUUUAUAUAUGCUUUUAAACUUCUCCUGCAUUUUGCAGCGUCA
Messenger RNA from Radiomyces spectabilis, 1489 nucleotides. RefSeq lists its product as uncharacterized. The record is from RefSeq and is a predicted model, not a curated record. Gene Ontology annotation, biological process: regulation of DNA-templated transcription. The coding region runs from base 389 to 1237 and encodes 282 amino acids. Lineage: Eukaryota; Fungi; Mucoromycota; Mucoromycetes; Mucorales; Radiomycetaceae. Gene Ontology annotation, molecular function: DNA-binding transcription factor activity. The transcript has 2 exons.